AUGCCUAGACCAACCGACCCGGGCAGCGACCAGUUGGUCUUCAAACCUCAACAUCAAAAACUCACCAUCAGUCGGAAUGCACUCCAUUGCUGUCUCCAUUGCGGUAAACACAGAACCCCAGGGACGCCACCAUUGCGCCUGUGUGGGGGUUGUCGCGCCGCAGAAUAUUGUCACGUCUUCUUGCCGUCUGAGUUGGAUAAGUUUGUGGACACUACUGUUGCGGACGUUCGUUCUCGAGUCAGCCGAGAGCACCAGAAAGCCCACUGGAAGGAGCACAAACACAUCUGCCGCCAGAAGCAAGCAAUCAACGCUAUAGCGCAACAACCCAGCGAAGGACCUGAUAUUCCGCCCAUUCCUACGAAGUUGCGUAUGCUGCAAGACUGGUGCUCUUUACAUCGUUACAUCCUCCGACGCGCUGUCAGCUUCGCCUACUUAAAGACGGACCGGAAGUUCGACGCUGAUAACCAGCACAUUUUUCUGCAAGUCAGCUACCGCCCUGAUUAUGAUGGCAACCCUGCCAAGGCGUUCGCCUUGGAUGGCGGUGUCAUUGAAGACGAUCCUGCACCGAAUACGCCCGAGGGGAGGAAUCUAGAGUCUUUCAAGGCUACUACGACAAGGAAGACUGCAGAGAUGCGUGCGGAAGAUCCUGACUUGGUGUCGUGGGUCAGGUGCAUGUUUCUUGUUGACUCCAAUACCAACGUCACGUUUGGUUGGUCGACUGCCCUCCCCGUCUACCGUUCUAUGCUCGAAUCCCUUCUGCCGACGGGUUUCCCACCACCGCCAAUCUGGUUCGGUGAAGCAAAGCAUUGCGCCGAGAAUGGCUAUGUGUAUAGGUUCGUGAAGGAUAAGAAGCUGCGUAUAGAGGAUUGGGAACCGGGCGUUAUGGAAGAAGAAACCCCUGGAGGAAACUGGGUAUGGCAGAGACGAACGAGGGACGAAUUAGGUGUUGUAACAAAGGAGAACGCCACCGCCAUCGGUGCCACCCAUAAGGAACUCCCACGGGUCAUGUUGCAAUUGGUCGUUGAUCGAUGA
Molecule: messenger RNA, 1032 nt
Organism: Stereum hirsutum FP-91666 SS1
Lineage: Eukaryota; Fungi; Basidiomycota; Agaricomycetes; Russulales; Stereaceae
Exons: 5
Coding region: 1-1032 (343 amino acids)
Source: RefSeq, a predicted model, not a curated record